CCCCGGCGCAUCGCGGAGCGGCACCAUCACCGAGCAGCAGCAGCACCUGGCUCCUCCACCGACCGCAUCCUCCUCCUCCUCCUCCUCCCUCCUCCCGCAUCAGGCGCGGGAGCGACAGGAAGCCCUGACGUCACCAUGCCAGGUAGCCAGAGACGGACAGGGGGAAGGUGAGCGCGCGCGCGUGUGAGAAAGAGAACGAGAGCUGACUCUGCGGGUGCGCUCGGCCUCCGGGUGGUGGACACCUCUCCGGGCUCGAAUAACGAUGGACGGCCGGCCGCCUGCGCUGCUGCCGCCGCCUGCGCUGCUGGCUCUCCUCGCCAUCAUCGUUGGAGGUGUCCUGGGGGCAGACACAGAGGAGCGGCUGGUGGAGCAUCUCUUAAACCCAGCACACUACAACAAACUGAUCCGCCCCGCCACUAACGGCUCGGAGCUGGUCACCGUGCAGCUGAUGGUGUCGUUGGCCCAGCUCAUCAGUGUGCAUGAACGAGAGCAGGUGAUGACCACCAACGUGUGGCUGACUCAGGAGUGGCAGGACUACCGGCUGACUUGGGUCCCUGAGGAAUUUGACGGGAUGCUGAAAGUCAGGCUGCCCUCCAAACACAUCUGGCUGCCUGACGUGGUCCUGUACAACAACGCUGACGGCGUGUACGAGGUGUCCUUCUACUCGAACGCCGUGGUGUCCUACGACGGCAGUAUUUUCUGGCUGCCACCUGCCAUCUACAAAUCUGCCUGUAAGAUCGAGGUCAAACACUUCCCGUUCGACCAGCAGAACUGCACGCUGCGCUUCCGCUCCUGGACCUACGAUCGCACCGAGAUCGACCUGGUGCUGCGCGCCGACGUGGCCAGCAUGGACGACUUUACGCCCAGCGGCGAGUGGGACAUCAUCGCUCUGCCGGGCCGGCGGAACGAGAACCCGGCCGACCCCGCCUACGUGGACAUCACCUACGACUUCAUCAUCCGCAGGAAGCCUCUGUUCUACACCAUCAACCUCAUCAUCCCGUGCGUCCUCAUCACGUCGCUGGCCAUCCUGGUCUUCUACCUGCCGUCCGACUGCGGCGAGAAGAUGACGCUCUGCAUCUCGGUGCUGCUCGCCCUCACCGUCUUCCUGCUGCUCAUCUCCAAGAUCGUCCCGCCCACGUCCCUGGACGUCCCCCUGGUGGGGAAGUACCUGAUGUUCACCAUGGUCCUGGUCACGUUCUCCAUCGUCACCAGCGUGUGCGUGCUGAACGUGCACCACCGCUCCCCCACCACGCACACCAUGCCCCCCUGGGUCAAACUGGUGUUCCUCAACAAGCUGCCCGCCCUGCUCUUCAUGCGCCAGCCCAGGAACAGCAGCGAGCGCCAGCGGCUGCGCCAGAGGAGGAGGGCUCAGGAGCAGAAGGAGGGCGGGCGCAGUGGGGAGCCAGGGGGCCUGAUGGUGGGCCUGGGGCUCGGCGGCACCGGCGGAAACGGCGGGGGGACCUCCACGGCGGUGUUAGGCAAAGACGACGGCGAGCCCUGUACGUGCUACGUGAACCGGGCCUCGGUCAAACAGUUCGGAGGGGAUCUGUCCAGCACCGGAGGGGGAUCGAUGGACGGCCUGAACAGGGUGAGGGAGGCCCGGGAGGGCGGAGCCGGAAACCUGCAGAGGGGGAAGCAGGGGGCUGGAGGUCCCGCCCUGACUCAGGCCCUGCUGGCCCAGGCCUGUCCGGGCUUCGAUGAGGCUGUGGAGGGAGUGCGCUUCAUCGCCAACCACAUGAAGAGCGAGGACGAUGAUCAGAGCGUCAGCGAGGACUGGAAGUACGUGGCCAUGGUGAUCGACCGUCUCUUCCUGUGGAUCUUUGUGUUCGUGUGCGUGUUCGGCACCAUGGGCAUGUUCCUGCAGCCGCUCUUCCAGAAUUACACAGCCAAGAGCAUCAGCUACACACCGGGCUGAGCACGCCGCACUCACAAGCACGUCGACAGACAGCUCCCCCGACCAAUCAGCACGGCGGGACACGGGCCGGAGGUGUGUGUGUGUGUGUGUGUGUGUGUGUGUGUGUGUGUGUGUGUGUGUG
Austrofundulus limnaeus is the source of this 2036-nucleotide messenger RNA. RefSeq names its product cholinergic receptor, nicotinic, beta 2 (gene chrnb2). NCBI's taxonomy places the organism in Eukaryota, Metazoa, Chordata, Actinopteri, Cyprinodontiformes, Rivulidae. The record is from RefSeq and is a predicted model, not a curated record. Gene Ontology annotation, biological process: monoatomic ion transmembrane transport. The transcript has 6 exons. Gene Ontology annotation, molecular function: transmembrane signaling receptor activity; acetylcholine-gated monoatomic cation-selective channel activity. Gene Ontology annotation, cellular component: postsynaptic membrane. The coding region runs from base 263 to 1915 and encodes 550 amino acids.